Messenger RNA from Pistacia vera, 793 nucleotides. Its product is annotated as probable NADH dehydrogenase [ubiquinone] 1 alpha subcomplex subunit 5, mitochondrial. Gene Ontology annotation, biological process: respiratory electron transport chain. The record is from RefSeq and is a predicted model, not a curated record. NCBI's taxonomy places the organism in Eukaryota, Viridiplantae, Streptophyta, Magnoliopsida, Sapindales, Anacardiaceae. Bases 96 to 596 code for a protein of 166 amino acids. The transcript is spliced from 2 exons.
GCUCUCCAUUUCCCAAUCGGCCCGCAUAAACAUACCGCAAUAUCACGCUCAAAUGUACAGCACUUGAGAGGAAGGAGAAGAGAGAAGUGCGAAGGAUGUUCCUACGCGUGAUCGCACGGCCAUUGAUGGCCAAGGUGAAACAAACGACGGGGAUCGUUGGACUGGAUGUGGUUCCCAAUGCGAGGGAAGUUCUGAUCAAUUUGUACAGCAAAACCCUAAAAGAGAUCCAGGCCGUUCCCGAAGAUGAGGGAUACCGUAAGGCGGUGGAGAGCUUCACACAACAUCGUCUCAAGGUUUGUCAAGAGGAAGAAGACUGGGAAAUGAUCGAGAAACGCCUCGGAUGUGGCCAGGUUGAGGAGCUCAUCGAGGAAGCCCAGGACGAGCUAACGCUCAUCUCCAAAAUGAUCGAGUGGGAUCCUUGGGGUGUUCCUGAUGACUAUGAAUGUGAAGUUAUUGAGAAUGAUGCACCGGUUCCCAAGCAUGUUCCUCUGCACCGACCCGGUCCUCUGCCUGAGGAAUUCUACAAGACAUUGGAGGCUGUUACCAAAAAUGAUGCUCCUGCUGUCACCUCUGGUGAGUCACAGCCUAAGGAAUAAUAUGCUGCUGGCACUUGUCUGGAGUAACGAUUAGUUUCAUGGUUGAAUUUGUUUUUUCUUAAAGAUUAAUCUUGUUACUUUGUAUCCUGCCUGUUUUUAGGUUGAAUAGAGUUUGAUUAAUGAGACAAAGGCUUGAACUAUCCGGUUAAUAAUCUUGAGAUGAACAGGUGUUACAAGAUCUUUUUUGUUUUACCACA